Molecule: messenger RNA, 3709 nt
Organism: Exophiala dermatitidis NIH/UT8656
Lineage: Eukaryota; Fungi; Ascomycota; Eurotiomycetes; Chaetothyriales; Herpotrichiellaceae
Exons: 1
Coding region: 333-2816 (827 amino acids)
Biological process (GO): DNA-templated transcription; positive regulation of transcription from RNA polymerase II promoter by galactose
Cellular component (GO): nucleus
Molecular function (GO): zinc ion binding; DNA-binding transcription factor activity, RNA polymerase II-specific; RNA polymerase II cis-regulatory region sequence-specific DNA binding
Source: RefSeq, a predicted model, not a curated record
GUUCAUGUGUGCACCCACUUCCGACGCUUUUCUCCUCUCUCGCUCACCCUGUUCUUGUCAAAAAGGUGCUACAUCCGACUUCGCGCACACCACGCAUCUCUCCCACACUAUCACCUCAAUUCAACCAGUACAACUCCCGGUGCUCGUUCCCUUCCUACCGGAUUCGAGUCUUGUCGAAUACCCGCUGGGUGUGUUGCCCUGGUGCUUCCUGCAAGGGGUACCAGCCUCGGCUCAGCUAAUAGUACUGCGAGGCUAUUCUUCCCCGCCCUCCGCUCCCCGGCCUGCAGCGGUUCUAGUGAAGCCUGGGGUGGUGGGUCUUGUUUUUCUAUCUCAUGCCUCGCCCACGAGUCAAAGACGAAGACCGCAAGCGCGUGGCUCGGGCCUGUGACAGAUGCAAACGACGCAAAGAAAAGUGCGACGGCCAGCAGCCCUGUCUGCUAUGCAAGCGACGGGGGCGCGAUCCAGAAUGCGUCUUCACCGACGCUUUCUCGAAGCGAGGAGCAGCACGCGCAGGAGGAGGACCCUCGCCGACGUCCAUUUCCACCUCGUCCUUUCCACAGCUCGAACAACAAACGACUAAUUUGAGCGUGACUUCGGCAAUACCAACCUCGACCUCCAACCAGCAGGCUCAGCAGGCUCAGCAGGCUCCGCAGUUCCAGGCCCAGCCGCCGACUGACAUGAGUCUACAGAACGGGCUGCUGACCGGCGAAACAUCACCUCACAACGACGCCGAGAUUGCCAUCGAGUCUCUUCUCACAUUGUCCGGGGGCACUCGCAGCGCGGCGGCCAAAUCUCCUCGAGAAGGAGUUGUCGACGAUGAUCCUGCUGCCGAUUACGCCAAAACCCAUCACAAAUACCCCCAUCAAGAAACUCCUUACGACAUGGACGGCGUUGUGUCCAAAGCACCUGUGCCGAAACUGGCCCGAUUGCUGCGCGACGGACGGGGCAAGUUUUUGUUUGUUGGCGACUCUAGCAACUUGGCCUUUGUGCAGAACAUUCGCCGUCUGGUCAAGUCGGAAAUCGGUGACUGUCCAUUAACUUCGGACCCCUUGCGCCAUGCUAUGUGUGAAGUCAUACCGCCACGCAAGCCCCCGACGGCCUUUCAGGCUCAGCACCCAAAACCGAGUGAGGCAGAGGCGCUGGACUUGAUCAAACACUACUUAUUGGCUUCGAGCGGGCUAAUCGAUCUAUUUGAUCCUGAUGAGAUUACAGAGCACCUGUGUGCCUGGACUCGUGACGCUGCGGCCGAAACGGACUUUAACAGCUCCAUUUACUACCUAGUCCUGGCGAUCGGAGCGCUCACCAGAAGCUCGUCCGAAGCGGAUCUAGAAUUGGCCGAGUUUUAUUUCCAGCGUGGACAGGAGAUUGGGGUCUCGAGCUUCCUCGAGGACCCUAGUGUGCUGACUAUCCAGGCUUAUGCGCUGAUUACGUUCUAUAUGCUGUCGGCGGUCCGACGUAACGGCGCGUUCAUGCUGAUGGGAAUCGCGGUGCGCGCAGCCUAUGCUUUAGGCUUACACCGGGGCGACAUAUCAAAUUUAUUCGAGCCACGCGAACGGAUGGCGCGUGAAAGAGUGUGGAAGAGUUUGCGAGUGCUUGACCUGUACAUGAGCGGGUCGCUCGGGCGGCCGCCUGCCACGUCGGAGGUUGACGGUGGCAGCGUUUCGUGGAACCGUUCCACUGGAGACUAUGAAGAUAUUCAGAUGAAGGGACGAAAUAAGUCGGCUACCCUCCGGAUCUGCUUCAUCUUUGAGCGGAUCUUGAAUGAGGUUUAUUGUCGCCGCGAGGUAUCCGUCCAGCUCGUCGAGAGCAUAUCUCGCCAAUACCGUGACUGGACGGCCCAGUUACCGGCCGGCCUGCAGGCCGACAGUCUUGACCAGAAGGCCGGAACCGAAGCCCCGACCUUGAGGCAGACCAUCGGCAUUACACAUCUCAAGGGCGCGUACUAUUGGUCCAUCAUCCUGUUGACGAGGCCAUUCCUCAUCUUCAAAGUUUCCUCCAAGGUCAAAGGCCGGCACGACGAUGACAUGGCGGGUAACUCCGUCACUAUGACUCUGAGCGAAGCAUGCAUUGAUGCCGCUUUGAGAAGUAUCGAGAUCGCCACGGACUUGGUGCAUAUGCCCGGGGUGCCCAAGAGAUUGUUCAUGAUUGCCAACAUUGUCUUCAUUUCCGCCAUGGUGAUAGGCUUUGCGAUCUUCGGUGACUUCGACAAGUCCUUUCCGUUGCUGAGCAGCAUUACACAGGCGGAGUCCAUCUUGGCCAUCAUGAGCAAGGAUGACUUAUCCGCGCGCCGGCAUGAUACCAUCACAAGGCAUCUCCAUCUGGCCGCUCUCGAACACAUCAGAAGGAGGGACGAGAAGCAGCUGCAGAAGCGGAGACAAGAUAUCCAUGACAUAUUUGGCGAUCCUGUCGAGAAAGAUGAUGGUGUGAGGUCGAACCGCCCGAGCACAGGCAAUCAAACGCCAGCCGGGCCGUCUGUGGCCGGACUGCAGCACAAUGGCCGCUUUGAUACCGCCGAACCUGACGUGGAUCCGUCAGCGCCGCCAUGGCAAUUGCGCUUUGACAUGCCACCUGAAAGCCGCGGUCCAAUACUCACCACAUCCGGAGCGCUCGCCUACGCUGGUGAAGAUUCCAACGACCAGCCUAUCCCACCGUUGCCGCGUCAUGAUUUUGGUACGAUGCCGCCGGAUACUGCCUAUCUCUCGCCAGAUGGAUCGGGCGUGCCGAGUCUGCCGUCCUAUGCAGAAGAGUUUCCGCUCUUUUCAUUGAUGACCGAGUUUGACCAGUUGCAGGAUCCUUUUCAGAUGGUUGGGACCUGAAGUGGGGACGGACCGACCUAGUCUGAUUUCUUCGAAAUGGCUGUUUCAUGCGCCGUCGCAUUAAAACUGCUGAUGAAGCGGACCACUCGGCCUGAAACGAACCACGCCACACAUGCGAUGACUAGCAGGUAUAACCCCGUGGGAAGUAACGACUUUGGCAGGAUAUUGAGCAAACAAGGGUCCAAGAUGACAUCCACCGCUACAGGGGGCACAGAGUCCAUCAACGUCCGAUUGAGACUAAAAUAGUCUGCGGCAGCAAAGACCUGUAAGAAAAGAAAUGUGGACUCUGUGCUCCCAAGAUUGCGGUCGACCUUCCGCGACUGCAGUCGUUGGAUGUCUUCCGCCCAGAGUUGUUCGUGGCGAGCAUAGGCAUAUGCACUCAGAGAGGUCAAAAGGGCCGGGUCCUCAAAAACCUCCGCCACCUUGUAUGUGUAGAGCCAGAAGGAAGUGGGUUGCUGUAAUGGUCAAUGUCAUAGUACUUGUAGGAGGAUGCACCGAUGCAGUGUGCAUAGUCCGGACUUACUGUGGCCAACCAGCAGAUGCGGACUUCGUACCGUCGGCCUGGAACUAGGCCCUCGAGGAGAAACCAAUUCUCGGUGCCUUUGGGCGAAUCUGGGGUUGGAAAGCUCGCGUUGACCUGCGUGCGCACGCUGGAAAAUUGUUCAGAGAGAGGUGCUAACAGCAGGUUGUCGAUGCUGGCGUCAGCUGGGGGAGGUUCAGCAGAGGGUGCAAGGAAGAUGAUCUUCUCGACGUUGGCGUAUACUAGUACGCAUUGCAGCCAGAACAGGCACGCAAUGACUCGCAUGACUAUUUGAUGUGCCAUGACUGGGAACUUUGUUCUUAGAGCACUGGCGGUAUACCUAGGUACUUAUACAACGACUGAUGUUCUGGUA